AUGUCCUCCGUCAACGAUAACGCCCCCUCGCCGCUCCCGGCCGAUGGGGUGAGCAAGCGCAAGCAAGGCUCUGCGGCUUGCGUUCAUUGUCACCGGCGCAAGGUUCGCUGUGAUGCCCGCUCAGUCGGAACACCCUGCACGAACUGUCGCGCUUCUGGAAAAACCGACUGCCGUAUACACGAAAAGAAGAAGCGCCUUGCAGUGCGGUCCAUCCUUGAUCCUGUUCCAAUCCGGUCUCGGCCUCUACCAUUGACCGAUCAAACCUCGAACCCCUCUCUCGCUGCGGGAACACCAAUACCACCAAGCUUUCCCACUGCGUUUCCAAACGGCCAUGGCAAUUCCACCUCGGGGGCCCUUCCACAACAUGGCUUCCCACCAGGCACGGGACCAGAGCCAUUCGGCCGCCAAGGCCCUGAUCUGGCGCAUGCCCAGGAGGCCCAUAGCGAGAUGCAGCAACAUCUCGUGAAGUUGAUAGACGAAGAGGAAUCAGGGAGAAGAGAGAUUCAACGAGGCGUGCGGGCAUUCUAUGUUGGGCACGAACUCUCAAAUAUGUCCUUCCUGAUCCGGCAACAACGUGAUCAAGAUGACGAUGUCUAUCAUUUUGCCAGCAAUGAAAUUCCACGGCGCCAAAUGAAGGCGGGCCAUGAUCAGCUGCUCACGGACGCUCUUACACUCCCAGAACCGCCUUUGGCUGAUGAGCUGGUUCAGGCGUAUUUCACCUAUGUCAACCCAGGUUACCCCAUCGUCGACGAGGAUUUAUUCAUGACCCAAUAUCGAAAUCGGGACCCUGCAGAUCCCCCACCCAUAUUACUCCUCCAGGCAAUUCUGCUGGUUGGAGCACAUGUGUCGCGCGGCAAAUUAGAGCGGGAUGCUCUCAAGGAAAUAUUCUUCCGCCGCACCAAGUACCUGUUCGAUAAUCGUAUAGAGCGAAACCGCGACAUACUUGUUCAAGCGGCGCUUCUUCUGACCUGGCAUUCCGAUAGCGCAGAUGACGAUGUCGCUGCGGACGCUCACUUCUGGGUUGGCGCGGCGGCACGGAUUGCCACAGGACUUGGCAUGCACCGCAAUCCCGUCUCAAGCAGCUUCGUGACUCGCGAUAGGCGAAUGUGGAGAAGGGUGUGGUUUAUCUUGGUCCAGUUUGAUGUGAUGAUAUCCCUGUCAUACGGUCGACCGCAGGCGAUUAAUCUGGACGAUUCUGAUGUGUCUCCGCUAACACCUGCGGAUUUCGAGAAUUGUGGUCCGCAUGUGCAAGCCGAAUUUGUGAUGAACUUCACCGAGCUAUGCACAAUGAUCUCGUACCUCAUCCGCGACCGAUUCGGCCUUCGGACCACAGAGGAGCGACGGAAGGCAGUCCUCCAGGAAGCAGAUGGAUCCCUUGCCACCUGGUCCUUGAAACUUCCUGAUAAUCUUCGGCUGCGAGCGUCGGACAUGGAUCCUUGGUCCGCAAUGCUCCAUCUAACCUACAACAAUUUCCUCAUUCUCUUGCAUCGGCCACAUCCCAGAGCCUCGGCGUAUUCCGAUGACUAUGGCCCUCAUGACGCAGAAAUCUGCAGUGCUGCGGCUGGUGUCAUCGCCUCCAUCUUUGAAGAGUUGAGGAUGAACGAUCGCUUGAAGUACCUCUGGUACACUGGUGUUCACACGCUCUUCACUGCCAUGAUCCAGGUUCGAGUCGAACUCCGAUUCUCAAAUCCAGUUCUUGCCAUCAACGCUUUACGGCGAUUUGACUCAGCAUCCUACUCGCUACGUGAAUUGGCUCAGUACUGGGUCCAUGCUGGUACGAUACUGCGACUCUUUGAGGACUCCAAGCGCCUCCAAGAGGAUCUUCGAAUGGUAACCACGGAACGGCCCAAGCCCUUUGGCGAGCCCCAUGCACACAAAAUGCCCAUGCAUAUCGCAUCUCCCGUCCCUUCGAUUACCAUGCAAACCCCUCGACCGCUUUCUUUCGGUGUGCCCACCCCCGAGUCGACCACAUCCCUUCAGUCUUCUCUGCACCAGAACACUCUCUCACCUCAGCCCAACCCUCCACAAUUCAACAACUGGAUUGCUCCUCUUCGGCUCAAUGUCGGCCCAAUGGAAAGAAACGAUCCUUAUUCAAGCAGCAUGCAAGUGGAUUCCAUAGAGCCGGCUCGGGACUAUCCCGAUUGGCGACAAUUGUUUUCAUUUGGAGAUAUAGACCUACCACCUCCUGUGGGAGUCGAAGGUCUGCCCGAGCUGGAAGACGAGUGGCGGCAGAUCUAUUGGCAGGAUGCUCCGAUGGCAGAUCUAAUCCAUGACGGUGGAUGGGGCCACUAA
Penicillium olsonii is the source of this 2292-nucleotide messenger RNA. Lineage: Eukaryota; Fungi; Ascomycota; Eurotiomycetes; Eurotiales; Aspergillaceae. The record is from the annotation of a GenBank genome assembly.